AUGAAGCUUUCCAUCCUCUCUACAUUCAUCUUCCUCGUCACCCUCUCGACGUCCGUCGUGGGCCAGGCUGCCUUCGCGGACGACGUUGACGAGGUCAUGGCACGAGAGCUCGAUCACGACGAUGCGGUCUACGCCAGGGAGGCUGUGGAAGACAAGCUCGUUCUGCGAGGCCUGGAGGAAGUCCGCCGUAGGAGUGAAGACCACCUUCAGUUCAUCGAACGCUCUCUUGAGCUUCUCGAGAGGCGCAGCAAAUACGCGUGCUACCAAGAUUGCAUCAGGAGGUUUACGGGAGCCAACCUCACUAAUUGCUACAGGAAGUGCGACAAAUCCUGGGGCCCGCAUGGCAAAAAGUAA
Messenger RNA from Cyclocybe aegerita, 354 nucleotides. NCBI's taxonomy places the organism in Eukaryota, Fungi, Basidiomycota, Agaricomycetes, Agaricales, Hemipholiotaceae. The record is from the annotation of a GenBank genome assembly.